CCACAGCACCAGUGGAGCGAGAGCAUUGAACUGGGUCGGACAGAUUCCAGGCCAACAGAACCAAGAUGUUCACAAGGAUCAGCAGACCUACCAGCCCCAUCAGCUGAAUGUCCCUGAUGAUCUGGAACACAACCAGACGCAGGGUGAAGAGCAGGAAACCGAAUGCCAGGAGGAUGCCAGAGGAGAGCAGGGUCCAGACCACGGCACACAACACCGGAGAGAGCGACCGUCUCGGCAGCUCCUCUGCCGGCUACACCCAAACACACACACAAUGAUAGCGCAAGCACACACUUUGUUAGGGGUCAAUGUGUCUGUGUUCACGUCCAGGAACAUUAGGAACUUAACUGUCCCUUUAAAAGGGGGGUUGGAGUGACCCGGUCCAUAAAUAUGAGGCGGGGAUAGGCAUGCUGUCACUUUCUAAAUAGAAACUAACAGCCGAGAGCCCCUCUCUACAAGCUUUUCUUCAGCCCCGUUGUCUCUUGCACUGCUGUGGCCAUUCUAAACACACAUAGUCAUGGCUUUGGCUGGAGCUCUGUUGUCGGAGGAGUCCUUCCUGUGCCCUAUCUGUUUGGAUGUCUUCUCCCACCCCGUCACCACCCCAUGCGGGCACAACUUCUGCAAGAACUGCCUGCAGGGCUACUGGACCACCUCCAGCGUCUGCCAGUGUCCCAUGUGUAAGCAGAAGUUUUACAGACGACCCGAGCUCAAAGUCAACACCUUCGUAUCAGAGAUGGCCUCCCAGUUCCAGAAGUCUGUGGAGCUGAGGUCCUCUGGUUCUCUCCGGGACCAGACCCCAGCCCAGACUGGGGAGGUGGCCUGUGACGUGUGCACAGGAAGCAGGGUCAGGGCCCUGAGCUCCUGUCUGGACUGCCUGGCUUCCUACUGUGAGACCCACCUGGAGCCUCACCUGGUGCUGCCCUCUUUCAAGAAGCACCAGCUCAUUAGCCCGUUACUGACCAUGGCAGACAGGAUGUGUCACAAGCACGAGCGGCUUUUGGAGCUGUUCUGUCAAACGGACCAGACUUAUCUGUGCCAGGUAUGUGCCCGGAGAGAGCACAGGGGCCACUGCACGGUGACCCUGGAGGAGGAGAGCAGGCUGAGGAGCGCGCAGUUGGGACAGGCGGAAGCAGAGGUGCGGAACAUGAUCCAAGGCCGCCAGCAGCAGGUGAGAGACAUCCGAAAGACGGUCCAGCUCAGCAAGAGGAACGCGGAGAGGGAAGUGGAGGAGAGUCUUGAGGUGUUCUCCGCUCUGGUGCAAUGCCUCCUAAGGAGCCAGGCGGACCUUCUGAAAGCGAUCCAGGAGAAGAAGGAAGCUGCGGAGAGGAGGGCCGAGGGGCUCGUCAAAGACCUGGAGCAGGAGAUCUCUGAGCUCCAGAGGAGGAGCACUGAGCUUGAGCAGCUCUCCCACACAGAGGACCACCUCUACCUGCUCCACAACCUCCAAAGGCCGGGCGCCCCGCAGCGCAGCAGGAAGUGGGCGGGGUUGGGGGUGCACGGCGUGUUGUUUGUGGGUACGGUGAGGAGAGCGGUGCGCAGGGCUACCCUCCAGCUGGAGGAAGCUGUGCGGGUGGAGGUGAAGAGGCUGUGUGGCAUAGAACUGGGGAGGGCCCAGGAAUGUGAGGUGGAUGUCACCUUGGACCCCGACACCGCCCACCCCAAACUGUUCCUUUCCGACAAUGGCAAGCAGGUCCGACACGGAGACAAAACACUUACUCUCCUUGACGGCCCUGCCAGGUUCUUCCCAGGCAUCAGCGUGCUGGGCAGGCAGGGCUUCUCCUCUGGGAGGUUCUACUUUGAGGUGCAGGUGAAAGGCAAGGUGGAGUGGGACGUUGGGGUGGGGAAGGAGUCAGUCAACCGGAAGGGGGGGAACACCUUGAGCCCAGAGAGUGGCUAUUGGACCCUGGGCCUGAGGAAUGGUAAGGACUAUUGGGCCCUCACCCCCACCCCUGUGCCCCUUCCUCUGAUAGACAAGCCCAAGACAGUGGGGGUAUAUGUAGACUGGGAGGAGGGGCAGGUGUCCUUCUAUGAUGUGGAAUCUUGUUCUCAUAUCUACUCCUUCACGGGCUACUCCUUCGCUGAGAAACUCUUGCCCUACUUCAACCCCCAUCAGAAUAAAGGAGGAGUCAAUUCGGCCCCAUUGAUUAUCUCCCCUGUCAAUCACACCUGAGACUCCCCCUCUCAAGGAACAUACUUUAGUUUGUAUUAUUUACAAUAGUAUCUAGAGAAGAGUGUAAAACUUUCGGAUCUUCCUACUGUAGUUAAUGUAAUAAAUAUGUUUUGAAGGAA
This is a messenger RNA of Osmerus eperlanus (European smelt), 2286 nucleotides long. RefSeq names its product E3 ubiquitin-protein ligase TRIM68-like. The transcript is spliced from 3 exons. The record is from RefSeq and is a predicted model, not a curated record. NCBI's taxonomy places the organism in Eukaryota, Metazoa, Chordata, Actinopteri, Osmeriformes, Osmeridae. Bases 515 to 2167 code for a protein of 550 amino acids. Gene Ontology annotation, molecular function: zinc ion binding; protein binding.